Notodromas monacha is the source of this 848-nucleotide messenger RNA. NCBI's taxonomy places the organism in Eukaryota, Metazoa, Arthropoda, Ostracoda, Podocopida, Cyprididae. The record is from the annotation of a GenBank genome assembly.
AUUUUGCUUUUUUCAGAUGUGAGAAUUUUAAGGAGUAUAAUUGUGUGUUAAAUAUGACGGAGGCGGCGGUUCCGACGAACGCAACUCGUUGGAUGCUAGCCACAACUGGUGCUCUGAGGCGAGCAGUUGUUGCUGAUUCUGGUGACAAUUGCUGGAUGGACUUUUUGCAACUGAUGGUCAGCUUCCGAGAGUCUUUGGCGUGCACCGUUUGCAAAGGCAUUGUUUGUGAGGCAAAAUACCCGGUUCCGGAUAGUGGUGGCCAUGAUUGCCAGCAUCACGUCUGUAGUCAUUGUUUGGGCAGCAAGAAAAUACUGAAACCGAGCUGCUCCUGGUGCAGGGAUUAUGACCUGUAUGUCGAUUGUGCUUGCUUGGAUUCCCACGUCCGAGUGUACCGAGGAAUUUUCAAGUACUGCGUAUCCCUCAGACAGUUUCAGUCUGUGAAGAGUAAGUCGUUUGAUUCCAGAAGAACUCUGCUCACUUUACCUGAGAACUUGCAACCGCUUUCCUUGGAAACGCUGUUGAAAGAAGUUCAGCAAGCUGAAAAAUAUGAUGUCAUGGCUUUGGAAGUGCAUUUAGACACUGACGAUGAUUUCCAAGCAUUCCAACAAGAACCAAUCCUGAACGAAGGAAAUUAUUUCCAUGAAGGGAAACUCGAUGGGAAAGGCAAUUAUUCGCCGUCGCGUUUUUCCGAAGAGGAGGAGGAGGAGGAUUUGGAACAAGAAUCAGAGGAAGAAGUCAUUCAGCAGCAAAUGCACGUUAUGAGAGAAAUUAUCAUCUCGCCAAUUCCACAAAAUGUGAAAUCUUUGAAGAGGAAGCUGCGACCCAUUGUCAGACAAAACUGCAAGUGA